Molecule: messenger RNA, 3847 nt
Organism: Aedes aegypti (yellow fever mosquito)
Lineage: Eukaryota; Metazoa; Arthropoda; Insecta; Diptera; Culicidae
Product: leucine zipper putative tumor suppressor 3
Exons: 10
Coding region: 797-3484 (895 amino acids)
Source: RefSeq, a predicted model, not a curated record
AGUCUUGCCGCAGUUCUUGCCAGUGUUGGAUCGCGCUCUCGGUGUGCGAUUCCUUCCCUUUCGUUGUGCGGGCGCGGGUGGAUUGAUCCGAUGAUCAAUAUUUGCGGAUUGGUGUUUUUUUGUUGUUGUUGUGAAUGUUUGUGGAUUGGUGGGUGAUCGUGGAGAGGGAUUUAUUAUAGACCACUAGUUCGUGGCUUAUAACGAUUGUGCGAAGGUGGUGUCAUUAAAGUUUUGGCUCCGCAAAGCGUUAAAUGCGAUUGAGCCGCAAAUAAAAGAACUAGUGAAAACAAGGUUGAUCAUCCUCAUAAUAGAUCCAGAUCCUGGAUUUUGCCAGCGUGAAGUGUCAAGUGGAAACUGUUUGGUGAAUGGAAUAAUUUUGUGUUUAAUCGUAAAGAAGAAAAGUGCAGUGCCCCUUUGAUACCCAUAUACCUUGUACGCAAAAAAUAGCAGUGAGAAGAGCUAUCAAAUUACCAAGGCGCAAAGUUGAAAUCGAUCGCGCUGUUCGUUUGGGAAGAAGUCGAAGAAGCUGAAACUGAUAGUCUUCGUACAGAGAGUGAGCAAAAAAAAAAACCUAGAAACAACAAAAAAACAACGACUACGAAGCAGAACUGACAAGACCAGGUGGCAGACGGAAUCCGCAUCCCGAAUCAUCCCGGACCCUUUGGCUGAGAACUAACAGUUGAUCGUAUUGCACCUCUAGACGGCUAUGCAAAAAUAAGACUGAGUGAUACAUCGUGCAGAACGCUAUGAAGUCUAGCAGAUCGUGCCGUACACUAUCGUAAUCUGACUAAAUGCCAUGGAAUCGUCCAGUCAUGGUGGUGGAGGCGGAGGCGUCGGAGCAAUCACUAGCCACGGCCAGACCGUUGCCCCGGCCUCCCUUUCGAUAGCACCUUCUCCGUCUGUCGUAUCUCCUGUCUACAAAAAUCCGAUGCGACCGAAGGGCCACUACCGCUCUUCUUCCCUGGAGAAUAACCCGUUCGCAACCGGAGGCGGCAAAUCUUCCCUCAGCUUAGUACAAACCAACUUCACCGGUACGCUCAAGUCCCGUCGAGAGCAGAAGCGAAUAUCUGACUUCCUCAGCAAGCAGAGUCUGCAGCAUGGUGGCAGUGUUGCCAGCAGUGCUUUGAGCGGAUCUGGUAAGGAACCUCAGUCCCUAUCAUCGUCCGUCAACGAGAGCACCAUCCGGAAGGCUCACUUCGAGAACAUCCGGGAAAUCUUCGAAAAGAACAAUAUCAAAAAUGCGCACAAUAGCCGAGUGGGGACCGGGUCUGGGUCGGCUAUGGCCAAAAUCAACGGAUUGGUGGCAUCGGCGCAAUCGGCAUCAUCGUCUUCUUUGGGGCAUGAAACUCCGCUGGCUCAACAGAACGGAGUUGGUCUUUCCAUGGACGAUAAGCCUCCCAAGAUUCAAGCCUGCAGCGGAAUCCUCGGAAAGGGCAAGCAGGUGAUCCGUCCAAUCGCAUUCAAACCAGUUCCUUACAAAUGUAACACACCAAAUUACACCAGUAGUGGCGCUUCUACCACUGGAAACAGCAGUGUCACUGGAGGUGCAGUAACGCCAGGAGGACGUCUUACGGAUCUGGGCGAACGUUUCGGGUCUACGCCAUCUCUUGGAGCACCGCUCAGCAUCCAGUACAAGUUCGGUAGUACGACCGAUCUACACCAUCACCAUCAUCACCACAGUAACAGUGGCCAUCACAGUCUGAAUCUCCAUGGAACCAUGAGCGCGAGAGGUAUGAGCACCCCCAGUGCCGUUGCCAGCGGUCCGUCCAGUGGAUCCUAUUCCCAACACUACGGAUCGCUGCAGAGGAAAAGCUCAGCAAUACCGUUUAAAACAUACGACAGCUUGGAGUCGAUCCUAAAGUUGCCGGACAGUAUGAUCGCAUCCUACCCGAAUCCCAGUACCAGUCAAUCAGCGAGCCUGUACGCACCUCACGAUCUUCUGGACAUGGCUCCGUCCCCGUCGGAUUCGGGCAUCUCCGAGCUGGAAGCGGCUCUGCGCGAUCGCGACUCCGAACUGGCCUACCUCCGGCAAACCAUGGAGCACAAUGAGCAAGUAAUAUUCAAAGUUCAUCAGGACAAGGAAAAGCACUGGGAACAGGAGCUGAAUCGGCUCAAGUCGAUCCACGAAAGUCGACUCCGGGCUGGGGCACAGAAAGUGCACAAGUUGGAGCAGCUGUUGAUGAUGCAGACAUUCCAACUGCGACAGGACAAGAAGCGUCUUCAGGAGGAUAUCAACCGAAUGCAUACGGAAUUCGCCCUGACCAAGGAACAAGCGGAAAACCAAAAAACGGAAAUCUGUCACCUGAAGCUGGGCGAAAAAGAUCUCAAGGAGCAGAACGCUGACCUGAUAGACGAAAUCCAGAUGCUUCGCCGGGUGGUCAGCGAUUUGAAGGAACGUCUCGAAGAGAGCGAGUGGAGCUUGUGCCAGCGGAAUGGCGAAGUGGCUUUGAUGAAGUCGCAAUUGAAAGAUGCUCAGGCGGAAGUAACGACUAAAGAUCAGGAGAUUCUACAGUUGCGGUCGGACAUCAAGCUACAGAACUACGACGACAUUAGUUUGAAAAAGUCUGAGAUAACAAAGGAGCUAGAUUUCGACUUAGAGAUUUCCCAGCUCAACCGCAUCAUUAUCUUCAAGGACCAGAUCAUCGUGGUGAUGAAUAAUGAAAUCCAGAAGUUACGGAAGGAACUGUCUGACAUUUCGAUCUUGCGAGGCUACGAAGGAGCACCACCCGGACGGUACUCUCGCUACAAGAAGAAAUUGGAAUACAUGGCGCAAAAGUUCGAGGAAUCUACCGGUAAAAGUGAUACCAACAACAACCUUAAGGUUGUCCCCACCGAAGUCGUAUCAGCCGAAAAGGCAUCCGAUUCCAACGCAGCCAACCCAACGAAGAAGUCCGAUCUCACCAGUGGCGACAUCAUACGGAACUACUUCAACAAUAAGAUGGAGCUCAACAAAAAGCUCUUCCUCAACACCCAGAUUUGUAACUAUUCGGACGAGGACAAGUCGAGUAUCAUCGAGAACUACAAUGCCAAACAGCUGCCGGACAUCACGUUAGAUCUCAGCAGUAUCGUCUCCCCACCAUCCAAAUCCAAAACCCCCAACGAACCUCCCCCAACCUACAACCAGAGUUCGUCUUCUCCUUCUUCGGAUGACGACUACAAAUCGAUGACGCCAACUCGCGACCAAGAGGAAGACGACGAUGAAGAAGCGGAGGUACGUGCCCUCACGGAUAAGGCAGAUCCUGCCCCAUCGAAGGAUGCCCUCAGUAGCUGUGAUAAGAAACCAAGCAAGGACCUUCAGAUAACGCAACUUCGCAAGGAGCUGGACCACUGUAGGUCGGAGUUCGAGCAAGAGCGGCACAAGUGGGCCGACGAGAAGGAGAAGGUGCUGAUCUACCAGCGCCAGCUGCAGCAGAAUUACGUCGAGAUGUGCAAGCGGACGGCUCUGCUGGAGGAGAAACUGAAAACGUUCGAGAAGCGUCAGUGAAUGAAUCUUGACCUGCGGAAAACUCGAAUCAACGAGUAAACCUAGCUUGUAAGAAACUUCAGAUUUCGUUGAAUUGCAUUUUUGCUACUUUUGCCCCGUGUCCCUCCCUACCUAUUGUAUUAUUACCGAUGUAGUGCUUAAUUUAAGUUGAUCACUGAGAAAAGUCUGACUAUAGAACGGACAUUCCCAUCUCCCGCUAGAACUACAUUUCUUCUCUCUAUAUGGUUAAUGUUAGUUGAAUCCGAAACGAAAAUUCGUACUAUAUGUUUCUUCAAAUGUUAUUAGAGUGAUUCUAGGAUGAAUUUUUAUUUUGUGUCUACUCUUACUAUGUUUAUGAAUAAUAUUUGUCGCUAAACUGUUUAA